AUUUGAUCUAAUUUCAUGUCAUCUCGUUUUUUUCUGUUCUAAUGAUGAUUGGAUUUCUCAAAUAGUUGGCUGGACCGACCCUACAGUGUAUGGAGCAGUGCUGUGAUGGUCGGCAAUUGAAGAUGCGUGAAGACGCGGGCGAGCAGGAUUGAAGCAGCAUUCACCCCGAUGUCAGAUAUCUGAAGUUUCAGGUAAGCUUUUAUGGAAGCACCGCCGAAUAUCCUGAUGAACGUGGUGGGUGUGAUAUGGAGAAGGAGAAUGCCCCAGCCAGUGCAGAUAGAGAAAAAGACCGACCCACACCAAAUCUAUUGGAUGCAGCCAGCCUGUUUGGAACAUCGUACUGGCCACGACCUGACGGUAGUAAUGCUGGAGGUGCAAAUCCCCUCUUUGGUGGGUACCCGGCUGCUUACAGCGGACUAAUGGGUCGCGGUGCCGGGGGUGCCUACCCCUCCAACCCGUAUGGCACGACCCUGUCGGUGGCGGCGAGCCAGGCCGCGAACCUUGGUAUCAACCCAGCCUGGUGGAACAUGGCCUCCCAGAUCGCUGCCCAAGAUUACCUUGCAAGUCUACAGUUCGCUGGUCUUGCCUCCAACAUCAUACCCCCUUAUCCCAUGAUUGCAACGCCACCACAUCGGGGCAAAUCUAGCCAUUCUAAGUCUUCGUCAUCUUCUUCUACUCCUCCGACUAGUUCUGUUCCAGUCAGUAGCCAACCAGCAACUACUAGUUCAAGUGAUAGUAUUAUGGGUGUUAGGUUGCCUCCUGACACGGAAAUCAUCAAGUACACCUCUUCUAUCAUCGGCCCGAAGAUACCAGGGACGACAAAUAGGGGGAGGAAGAAGACCAUUUCCUUGGACAUGCCGAAUAUGCAUGGCUCGAAAGCUUCUAAGUCAUCAGGAAUGCUACCUAAGCCGUUUGUAGGCUUGGAUCUGAGCGGGAAAAGUAAAGAAAUUGCAUCAGUUGAGGACUCCCCAUACCGUUAUGGUCCCGAUAUAAGUGACAAAGCAGAAGUGAUCCGGCUCGGAGGGCAGACAAACGGACAAAGCUCUCCACAACCUGCCGACGAAGGCCCCCUCAAUCUCUCUUUGAAGCCCGUCCCUGAAAGAAAUAACCACAACAAUUCUGCUUUGCAGUCUCUUUCUGCUCUGUCCCAGACCCUUGGCCAGACUGACAGGAAUAGAAGAAAACCUGGACCUAAGCCAAGAAGGUUAGCUCCUUACCUUCCUUCAGAUUCCUCUCAUCCGUCGAGUGGCAGCGAAGAAAAUGAUACAACUCCGCACAAGGAUGGAAGGCCUCGAAAUUUAGGACGUGGUGUCUCUAAACCAAAGAAAAACACUGUGGCAUCACUCCUUGCCCAGAGUAGAGCCUUAGGUAUCAAACCAGGACUCGAGAUGGCCCAGCUCGCCGCGUUAGCCAAGUGUUCUGGCAUGUAUCCGAGUAGCAUGCAAGAUCCUCAAAGCUGGGGUUCUUCUCGCCUUCCCGGCUUCAAUUCUUCAGACAGUGCACUCGACAAAGACAAAGAAGAAAGUAAUCUUUCCAGUUCGCCAAAUUCAAUAUUUGAACAUCCCCAACCCUUAAUGACUAGUAAGAGUGAAGAUCAAAAGUCUUUUGGAACCGAUGGUAUCUCAGAAGAUAGUCGAUCUGAGAUAUCUGAGUCCAGUUCGGAGAGCGAUGGCGAAGAGAGGAAACGAGGUGACAGCAUAUCUUCUGCAGAUGGUGCUCCGCUCGGAAAGAGAAGGAAAAUCAUCGAUGAAGCCAAAUUAAGGGAAGCUUUACAAAAAGGAUGGAAAAGAGAAACUUUUAUUACCAGCGUCGGAAGAGGCGGAGUUAAAGGAGAAGUAGUUUAUACCUCACCUUGUGGUCGAAUGUUCAGGCAUCUUGGAGAUCUUGCAAGGUUUUUAGAAAAACAUGGUUCAGAACUGAAUCGAGACAAUUUUUCCUUUUCUUGUCGGAUUCUUCUCGGAGACUAUAUUGAAUCGGUCGAAGGGAAGGAGCCGAUGAGGCUAAGUGAGGAAACUCUGGCGGCGAAGCUACAAGAAAUGAUGGCCCAACACAGAGCUGCUUUGGACCAGAAUAAACUGGAAAGAGAUAGGUUAGCUUUGGCUGCUAAGGAGGCUAGGAGGUUAGCUAAGGAAGAGGCGGCGAGGCAGAAAGAACAAUUGCGUUUGAUAAAGGAGCAGGAAAGAACGGAAAGACAGGAAGCCGCUCGAAAGGAAAAGGAACAAAGAAGUCAGCAGUUGAUGGAGGCUCGCAAGAAAAAGCAGGAGGAAUUGGAGCGCCAAAGGUUAGAAGGUCAGCAGCGGAAGCAACAGGAGCGAGAGCUGAAACGACAGCAAGCGGCCAUCAUGAAGGAACAGGAACGAGAAAGGAGGAGGCAGCACAUGGGUCUCGUGAAGGCGUUGGAAGUUCGAAAGAGGUUGGAGGAGAGGGAGAAGAAGAGGUUGGAACAAAGAGCAGAGAAAUUGGCUACUCGAGAAAAACGAAUCGAACAAAGAAAAGUUGAGGUAGAGCUUCUCAGAGAGCUGAGGAGGCCUGUCGAAGAUAUGGAACUGAGUGAGAUCAAACCUCUUCCUGAUCUGGAAAGGAUUCCUGGUUUGAAACUGAGCGGCCAAGCGUUUGCUGAUGCUCUCAUGACUUUCGAGUUUCUGCAUAAUUUUGGUGAAACACUUGGUUUUGAUACGGAAUCAUUACCUACACUUAAUUCACUCCAAGAAGCUCUUCUGGGUGAGAGCGAAGAAGCUGAGGAAGAACUAUUGUCUGUGAUAACACAAUUAGUGAUAUGUGGUAUUGAGGAUCCCGGUAUCCCACACCCCGCGAGGCAUACGACCCUGCUAAGUCAUAGCCUAAGGCAGGCCGAUAUUUCUCAUAGCAAUCUUUCCGAGAUAUUGAGGAUAUACCUUUAUGCCAAUGCAACUGGUGAACUUAAAGCUACCACAGGUGUUCAUUUCGAAAGAGAACGUGAGAAACGUGUAACAGAACACCAUAAUAAUAUGGGUGAAAUACCAUUAGAUGAAACCCUUGGAAAGAAUUCUGCGUUCUUCAGUCUUUUAAAAGAAAAUAAUACUUAUAAAAUGUCGGAAUGGUUAAAAAAGCGCUCAUUCCUAUCGCUUAAUCCAACUAAAAAAGCUGCAAUUCUCGCAUUUUUGUGCCAUGAAUUACUUCAGAACAAAGCAGUCAUUCGGCAAAUUGAUUCUGCUAUUGAAACAGUAGCUCAGCUGAAGAGGGAGAGAUGGCCUAUUGAAGCAAACUUGAGGAAGUUGAAACAUCUUCAAGCGAGGAAAAAUAAGACAUUAGGAAUUACUGGUAUUGAAAAGCAGGAAGUCAACGAAGAUGAUGCAGAAGUCGAGAGCUGUAACGAAAGUGACAUAACACAGCCUGAAGAUGAGGAACUUUCUAGAAUACAAGUAGGAGAAAGUUUAGCCGUAGUUAGCAAGCAGGCAGAAGUCAAUACCAAAGCCCUGCUUGAUUAUGGCUCCAAGUUACGUGCUGUGUGCGUUGGUCAAGACAGGUAUUGCAGAAGGUACUGGUGCUUGAGCACUGGGAUCUAUGUAGAAGCUUUGGAAUCAGCCGAUCCUGAACUUUUUAAUAAACCUGAGGGAAAGAUAGAAGAAGUAGAGGAACCUGUUAAAAUGGAAAUGGAUACGAAUGAUGAUGAAGAUGAGGUUAAUGACCAUGAGGAAGAAAAAAUGGAUGACAGUGGAAUCUCGGUGAAAGAAGAAAUUAAUUCUAAAGAAGGCGAUAAUAAUAAAGAAAGAUCACCUGUUAAAGAGGAGGAUUCCAAAGAUUUUGAAAGUCCCGAGAAAGCACCCAGUCAUAAAUCACUUCAGUUUGAAAGGUUGGGAGAAUGCAUGGAAAAGGAGUCGAACGCCAUGAAUGGCUGUAUAUCACACGUGAAUAACACCAGCAGCCAGGAAGAUGUGCAGUGGUUCAGCAUUCUGCCCAAGGAACCCUGUGACUCGACCAGCUUGACCUCUUCUCAACCUGGAUUCAGAUGUUGGUCUGAAACCGGAGAACUGCGAAUCCCUGUGCCCCAGGGUCAAUAUUCUUCACCAUGUCCUUCGCCAUUGCCUCUUCCUUUGUCUGCGGAAGAAGCUGCCCUCCUCGACCACUGUAAGACUUACGGUCUACCAAAACCUGGCACUCCAAAGCCAAUACCUGAAGAUUUGAGGAGAGGUUGGUGGAGGAUAUCUAUGGACAAAAUGAAAGAAGUUGCAGCCAGGCUAGAGCCACGUGGUGUAAGGGAGCGCGAAUUCAUGGCCAGCAUCACUAGGAUGCGAACAGAACAUGCUUGGGAUUCAACUCUGAAGGUUUGUACUACUUGCGGAGAUCCCCGGAAAUGCAACUUCAAAAUCAAAGACGGAGACGAUGGUAAAGUACCAGAACCCGACGCUCCCGAUUCUUGGAACAGAGAAGUGGCAUUAAGGGUCGAUCUAGCAGCCUUGGUUGCUGUUGAAGCACUUGAAGAAAAGGUGGCUUCGGCUAGCAUGCAAUUGAAGGGCUGGAAAGUUCCUGCUAAGUCCUCAACAAGUGAUACCCAUUUCAUUGCGGCUUGCGAAGCAACAGAUUCAUCUGUGAAUCCUAUCCAGGUUGCAAAAGAAAGGCUCAGCAACCUUUUUGAGGCUAUUGAAAGGCGCUAUCUCAAACCUCCACUUGGGCAAAACAUUGGUGAUCUUAAACUCAGUAGUAGUUGCAACCCUUCGGAAGAUGGAGGCCCCUCGAACGAGAGCAAGGGGCUGACUGUUUGGCGAGAGGCGCUGAGCAAGUCACAGACCGCGGCUCAGCUGUCGAUGGUGCUGCACGCCCUCGAGGCUAGCAUUGCUUGGGACAAGUCGAUCAUGAAAGCAGUGAGUCCAACUCCACAAAAUGCCCAGACUAACUGUCAGUUUUGCCAUUCGGGUGAUAAUGAGGACAAACUUCUUCUCUGCGAUGGCUGUGAUAAAGGCUAUCAUACUUACUGUUUUAAGCCAAAAAUGGAAAAUAUUCCAGAAGGAGAUUGGUUCUGUCACCAAUGUCUUAACAAAGCAAAGGGUGAGAAGAACUGCGUGGUUUGUGGGAAAAAGGUUGGCAGAAAUUUACUUAUUUGUGAAAUGUGUCCGAUAGCUUUCCAUACGGACUGCAUGACUCCUCCGCUUUCCAAAAUGCCUCGGGGUAAAUGGUACUGCAGCAAUUGUGCUGCUAAACAUCCUAAAAGGAAAACUACAAGAAGAUCUCAGACACAAUCUCUCAGUCCAAUCAAAUCAGAAGAAAUAACUAAUUCAACUGAAAAUUUACUUGUCCCUACUGAGGAAGACUCUCCAACAAAGAGGGACAAUAAAACUGGGAAAAGGCUCAACAAAGAAUUAGCACCUUGCAAAACUAUAUUAGACGAUCUUGAAUCACACGAGGAUGCUUGGCCUUUCUUGAUCGCUGUCAAUACUAAACAAUUCCCUACGUACCGAAAGAUCAUUAGGAAUCCGAUGGAUCUCCAAACCAUUUCCAAGAGGCUUUCUCAUAACGAAUACAAAUCAAGAGAAGACUUUGUGUCUGACGUUCGAUUGAUAUUUGACAAUUGUGAAACAUUCAACGAAGACAACUCGCCAGUCGGGAAGGCUGGUCAUGCUCUCAGAUUGUACUUUGAGACAAAAUGGGCCGAACUGACCAAUUCAAAACAAGUAUAACUGUGAUCCUAAAUUUAUCAGACUCCCCUGAAGAUGUAUUGUUGUUUGCUCACAUACAUUUAAAAACAAUGUAAAGAAAUGUGCUCGUUCAAAGUUGUAGUUCUUUUCAUUGACAUUUGAAAUAUUUGUAAAUAAAUUUGUACAUUAAUAGUUUGUGAACUAGGAAAAUGCAAGUUCGAAUAUAUAUUUUUUUUUUUCGAACAGUAUUAAUUUUUUUGAAGCUGUAAAUGUGUACUACGUUAUUGGAAUAUUUCUUCUAAAAAUUUAUUUCCAAUUUUAUUGUAGAAUUAUUGGUAUUUCGUGACUCGCCUUUGAGUUGUAGAAUUAAUCUCAUUCCAUUUUAGUACGUGGUCUGUGCUAAUUAAUAAUAAAAUUUAAAAAAAUAAGUAAUUGGAAAUUUAUUAAAGCUGUCAGCAUUACAUAAGGUUUAAAAUUUAAUCGAUGUUAAUCACUUUGUAAUUGGAUGUUUGAUUUGUAAUAUUCACGUUUAAAAAGUUUGUGAUCACGUGGGUGUAGCUUUUUUAUAAAUCUGCCAAAUUUUAGGUCAUUUGAGAAGGUUUUGUUUGUUUUUAAUUUUUAUUUUUUUUUAUAAGGGCUGCUAUCCAUUCCAUUCCUUUCAAGUUUUUCUUAUAUUACUUUUUAAGGACUUUUAAUUCUUUAUUAAAAUUUUAUAUAGUUAUUUGUUUUAUUUUAAGUAUUGCCAAAGUGUAUUUUAGUUUUUUUUUUUUUUGUUUUUUUUUAAUCGAAAUUGUCAUUGAAAAUAAAGCUGAUAUUUUUGAGUCUAAUCAAACUUUGUACAAUUGAAUAUGUUGUAAAUAUAAUUUAUUUUUAAUCUUAUAAGAACUGACUUAGUUAUUUAAUAUCGUAUUGAAUAUAUUUAUUACUUUUGUAUUUGCUUUUUAUAGUCGCAAAAGGAAGCAACGCUGUUUCUUAAAAGUUAAUAGAAUUUUUUUUUUUUUCGUUAAUGUAAAUUUCUUAUGAUUGUAUGUAUAUGAACAGGUUCCAAGACCUACUGUAUUUUUUCAUUGUAUAUAGUGGGUACUACCUCUGUGCAAGUUACGUGCCUCUAGUUUUAAAUAAAUAAUAAUGCAUUUAAAUAUAUCUUAUACGACGAGGCGGUCCGUCCAGAACUUAAUUAACUAUAUUUCUCCAAUUUUAUUUCAUUUUAUUUUUAUUUUUCUUCUUCAGUUUAUAAAAACACCAGAAAUUAAUUAAUGUUGUCAUUUAAGUUCUUUACGGACCGAUUUACAAUGAAACAGGUAUUAGAAUGUUAGUGUUUUCUUGGUUUUAAGAAUUGAAUACUUAUAGUUACUGUAUUUUGGGCAUAAGAACUUAAAAAAAAAAAAUUCAAAAUCUGUUUAAAUGUAUUAAAUGUGUACAAGUAUUUUAGAGCAAAUAGUCUGCAAACUGUCUUUCUACCAUCAUGUGUUGAUACGGAAUGUAUGAAAAAGGCCUAUUUUUUUAUUUCAUGUAUAAAAAAAUUAUAUUUCUUUUUUAAAAGUUUAAUUGCAGUUAUUACUGAGGGAUAUUAUGAGUAUUCCAUGUUGUACCGACAAUAUUUCUCUCAUUUUUUCAUAGAUAAUAGUUGUCAUGUUUAGCGUUAGGCACUUUACGUAUAUAUAAAAAAUAAAAAAAAUAAUGUGAUCGUUGAAAACAAUGAAUUUAAUUUUAAGUGGAUAUUAACAAGUAUAAAUUAUCAUAAAAUCCCUCUUGUUUUAUAUGAAUCUAUAUGUGUAUAAGAAACUAUAAGUAUUAUAUGACGUUUAUGAAUAUUGUUAAAUAUAAAACAGAUUGAGUUGUCUUUACUAUAGUGUGUGUCUACUUGGAAAUACCGUUUGUAGUUCUGAAAUAAUAGUAAACACAGUUUCUAUUAUUAAAAUGUGUAAAUGUUUUAAAAGUCCAUAUUAUGUUUGUAAAAUAACAUUGUAAUUGAUAUAAAGAAAAUGUAAUAAUGUUAAAUGUUAUUUUCUUGUUUGUUACCUUC
Molecule: messenger RNA, 7638 nt
Organism: Nezara viridula (southern green stink bug)
Lineage: Eukaryota; Metazoa; Arthropoda; Insecta; Hemiptera; Pentatomidae
Source: the annotation of a GenBank genome assembly